Molecule: messenger RNA, 720 nt
Organism: Trametes versicolor FP-101664 SS1
Lineage: Eukaryota; Fungi; Basidiomycota; Agaricomycetes; Polyporales; Polyporaceae
Exons: 2
Coding region: 1-720 (239 amino acids)
Source: RefSeq, a predicted model, not a curated record
AUGUCCCUCGCUUGCUUUCUCGCGUCAGAGCUCGCAAAGGAGAGCUCUGUUGCCCCAGUACAGUCGCUGAGCUUCCACCUCUAUGCCCGUGCCCCGGCGACAACCUCCAUAGCAAAGCGCCGCCUCAUUGCUCGUUCGUCGGUAAUACACAGUAUGCACAUGAUGGACGCAUGGCAUGCACCCCUUCUGAACAUGCGGGGGACGCUGACAGACAUCAGCGCCACUGUGCCCGUUCCGCUCGACAUCCUUCCCGACUCUCAUGACACAGUCAAGCGCUUGCCCGCCGCGAUCAUCCGCUGCAGCCAUCUUCGCCGCCUGACGCUGCGCUACACACCGCUCGUAGACCGGCCAGCCGAACACGCGCCGUUCAUGGCCUCCCUCCAUAAGCUUCUCACCUAUAUCACCACACAAGGCCCGAGCGCGGACAUGCUCCAGAAGCUCGAGGUGCUCACCGUGAUCCUGCCGCACGCGGCCCCCGACGUGCCCUUGUACGAGGAGGAAAUAGCACAGUUCGCGCGGGUUUUAGCCGAGGGCGCGUUUCCGGCCCUUGCGUGCGUGCGCGUUGGCGUGGAAGGCGCUUUGGACGACUCGGUGCAGGGUAUGGUGGAGCAGACGGCCGCUGCGCUUCAGCCGCUCAGGGAGCGCGGGCUCGUAGUCGAUGUUGCGGGGCUGCAGGAGGACGAGUGGGAGCCGUGGUGCUUGACUCGGACCACGGCAUAG